Molecule: messenger RNA, 573 nt
Organism: Cordyceps militaris CM01
Lineage: Eukaryota; Fungi; Ascomycota; Sordariomycetes; Hypocreales; Cordycipitaceae
Exons: 3
Coding region: 1-573 (190 amino acids)
Source: RefSeq, a predicted model, not a curated record
AUGUUGCUGUCGCCCGUCAAAGGCCGCCUUCAUGACGGCCAGGCAGCAGGCCGAGGAGACGGGAAGCUCAGUGCCGAAUCAUCCCUGGUCAGGCACGGGAGUUGGCUCUGCUGUAUCGCGGAUGCUAGCAGCAAUCACCGGGUCCAAUCAAAUAAAUUUGACUCGCCCCCAUCAUAUGUGCUCGUCGCCGAAUCUGAUGAGUGUCCGCCUCGUGCACACCCAGCAUCUCUGCUCGGAGAGGCUACGGGCCACCCGGCAAAAGUUCCGCAAGACUGGUUACAGUCCAAUACAGACCUUGACGUGUCUGGCUUUCGUCAACCUCACACAUCUACGAACGUGACUUUGCGCGAGCAAACGCGAGACAAAACCCUCAUGGGGGUUCAAUUGAUACAUAUCAUCUCGCCGGCAUCAACCUACCAACAUAGAGUUCAAGGUCAACCAGACGAGGAGUCAGACUCGGUCCCCCACCAAAGAACGUCGGGUGUGAGCAAGUGCAGUUGGACGGGAUACUUGUACACUCAUAUUCGCUGCGCAAAAAUCGAUCAAAUAUUUGACAAGACUCUCUCCGUGUGA